CUUCAUGGCAUCCUCUGGGCCCACGGCUCCGGCCCCUCCGCCGCUGGCCGCCCAACCUCACAACUCGACUCCCGCUCCAGCGAGCCAGCAGCAGGGUCAUCCAUCAUUCCGCCGCCAGCGCGCCAGCAGAGCCUGCGAAACUUGCCAUGCCCGCAAAGUCCGAUGCGACGCCGCGAGCCUCGGUGUACCAUGCACCAAUUGCACAGCCUUUGCCAUUGAAUGCCGCAUCCCCGCACCAAAGCGAAAGAAGACUCAAGCCAGGUUAAAGGAUGAGAACAGCCAGCAGGGCGACGGCCAAACCGACGGCACCUCGCCCGCCACCAGCACCACACCCGCCGCCGCCGAUACACGAGACAAGACCAUCGUGUACAACUCCCCGAAUGGCACUCCAUCCGCAGCCGAGUCGAGCGCAUAUGCAGCCCAGCAAGCGACCUAUAAUGGGACCUACGUGCAGUUCAUGAAACCCAAGUUUGCGAGAGCGCCCAUAAAAGAAGCAGGGCGCGUGGCCUAUCUUGGGGAGUCGUCCAACCUGUCACUGCUCGUUCAUGACCGUCACGGUAACACGGACGUGGUUCACUAUCCACUUCCUGAAAAUGUCAGAGGCACAAAGGCACGCUCCAACGACUUGGACAACCUUGAGAUCGAUAUCCUGCACAAGCGGGGAGCAUUUUUGCUCCCGCCCCGCUCGCUAUGCGACGAACUUGUAGACGCUUUCUUCAAAUGGGUGGCACCGGUGGUUCCCGUUAUCAAUCGCAGUCGGUUUAUGCGUCAAUACCGGGACCCGAAAAACCCGCCGUCUCUGCUCCUCCUUCAGGCGAUUCUUCUCGCGGGCUCUCGCGUAUGCACGAAUCCUCAGUUGAUGGACGCCAAUGGCUCGACUACGCCAGCCGCCAUGACCUUCUACAAGCGAGCCAAGGCUCUGUACGAUGCAAACUACGAGGACGAUCGUGUAACGAUUGUACAGUCUGUUAUAUUGAUGGGAUGGUACUGGGAAGGCCCUGAAGAUGUCACAAAGAAUGUCUUCUACUGGAGCAGGGUGGGUAUUGUUAUCGCGCAAGGGUCUGGGAUGCACAGAAGCGUCGAAGGUUCCCAGCUCAGUAGAUCCGAUAAACGACUCUGGAAAAGGAUAUGGUGGACCCUCUUUUCCCGUGACCGCUCGGUUGCCGUGGCGCUUGGACGGCCUGUAGCGAUCAACCCGAAUGAUUCGGAUGUGGAGAUGAUCUCGCCCGAGGACUUCAUCGAGGAUGAACCAGAUCGCCCUGCGGAAUACCCUCCAGACCCGGUCCAUGUCAACUUUUUCAUCAAUUACGUCAAGUUGACAGAAAUCAUGGGAUUGGUUCUCUCCCAGCAAUACUCGGUUGCUUCCAAAUAUCGCAGAAACAACGCCCUUGACUUGACGCACAGCGACAUGGCGCUUGCAGACUGGUUACAGAACUGUCCACCAGAUGUGCAGUGGGAUAGGAACCGUCACCACUUCUGGGCGGCUCUGUUGCAUUCCAACUACUAUACCACUCUCUGUCUGCUCCACCGAGCCCAUAUGCCACCCGCUGGUUCGCCAAAGAACGGACUCGAUAGCCACGAAGAAGCCGCGUAUCCGUCGCGAAACAUCGCGUAUCAGGCGGCCGGCAUGAUCACUUCCAUCAUUGAGAAACUUCGAGAUAACGGUGAAUUGCGGUACACGCCCGCCUUCAUCGUGUACAGCCUGUUUUCGGCACUAAUCAUGCAUGUCUACCAAAUGCGUUCCUCAAACAAAUCCAUUGUUGCAGCUACGGAACAGCGCCUCGAAAUCUGUAUGGACGCAUUAAAGGAGGUUUCCAAGGUCUGGCUUGUCGCUAAGAUGGUCCACACCUUAUUCGAGUCCAUCCUUGGAAAUAAGCACUUGGAGGAACGUCUUCAGAAAGCAGCCGGAAAACGCCACCAGCGCAAUAAACCUUCCGGCCCGCCUCCAGUGCAAAAACCUGCGCAGGAUCCACACAAACGCAAGUUUGACGAAAUGGACCUUGGUUUCGCCAAUACCACACCUGCACAGCAGGUCUCAUAUGAAAGGUCAAGACCGCAGACACCAGCCGUUACACCUUCUCGGGAGUUGCCACAGCACAACAUUCCCCAGAUGACUGCUGGCUCACCGCAUAUGGCGAGACAGAACAACGACGCCUUCAUGGGUCCCUCGCGGUCGGGCACACGGCCUACAACGCCAUUCAAUCCGUCCUACUCGUACCCUGGAACCCCCCCUGACCUCUAUCUAGUUACACGAAACUCACCGAAUAUCUCGCAGGAGUUAUGGCAGAACUUCCAACCCGAUCAACUAUUUCCGGCCGAUACCCAUGUGAGCUUUCCGCAAAUCUCGCCGGCGCAGAACCAUAAUACUUUGGUGGAUCCCGCGUUGUCAAGGCCGCAAUACUCACAGAACACGGGCGUGCAGCAGAACCUGCCUAACAUGGGAAAUCAGCAUCCCGGCAUGCCCAUGGCUGGCUUCGAUCAGAACGAUCCUCAGGCUUGGGCUCAUCAAGUGGACAUUAUGGCGCAGAACCAGCAAGGUGCCUCGACGGAUGACGCUUGGAGCAGCAGCAGCAACGGACCAGGGAAUCCGAUAGUGCCCACGACACUAAACGUGGAAGAUUGGUAUGCCUUCCUUCAACCCAACUCCGCCAGUAUCCCCGACGAGCUUUCGAACCUUUAUGGCAACCACCCUUCCGCGUUCCUUGCCUGAUAUGUAUUUCUGUUUGUUUGGUUCAUAGCUGACGAUGAUUGGUAUAAAGGUUCAAUUUCUUUGGCAUCAAUGGCGGAGACGAUUCCUUUCAGGGACAUUUCGGUGUAUAAGGUCGAUGGACUUGGGAUCCCUUUUUUGGUCCUGUGCGCUCUACGGCUGGGGUUUCCCGUUAUGAUGGUCACAAA
Molecule: messenger RNA, 2895 nt
Organism: Westerdykella ornata
Lineage: Eukaryota; Fungi; Ascomycota; Dothideomycetes; Pleosporales; Sporormiaceae
Exons: 8
Coding region: 5-2710 (901 amino acids)
Biological process (GO): DNA-templated transcription; regulation of DNA-templated transcription
Molecular function (GO): DNA-binding transcription factor activity, RNA polymerase II-specific; zinc ion binding; DNA binding
Source: RefSeq, a predicted model, not a curated record